AUGUCCAUUAGGCGCCACAACUUAUGUUGCUUUUCUGAGUUUAGUUCCAUGGACGCUUUAAGAGCUACAUUGGAUAGUACUGAUGGUCAAGUGGCUACUGUUAGUCGAACUAGUUCACCACCUCCUUUGGAUCUUCUCAGUCCUCCUCCAGUUGUUGCUGAAUAUUGGUGUCAUACGCAAGUGCGUGUAACGAAGAUGAAAUACGUUUGGACGAUAAGCAAUUUUAGCUUUUGUCGCGAAGAGAUGGGAGAGGUUGUAAAGAGCUCAUUUUUUUCUUGUGGCCCUAAUGAUAAGUUGAAAUGGUGUCUUAGAAUAAAUCCAAAGGGCUUAGAUGAAGAAAGCAGAGAAUAUUUAUCACUGUAUCUUUUACUGGUUAAUUGUGGAACUAAAAGCGAGGCCAGAGCAAAGUUUAAAUUUUCUAUCUUGAAUGCAAAGCGCGAAGAAACAAAAGCAAUGGAAAGUCAACGCGCUUAUAGGUUUGUGCAAGGCAAGGAUUGGGGUUUCAAGAAGUUUAUUCGUCGAGAUGUUCUCAUGGAUGAGGCCAAUGGUCUUUUACCAAAUGACCGCUUGACGAUUUUAUGCGAGGUUUCAGUCGUGGGCGAGAUUCUUUCGGAAAGUGGACAGGUUAACAAUCAGCCUAUCACCGUUCCAGAAUGCAAUUUACAUGAAGAUAUUGGAAGCUUGUUAUUUAAACAACUGCUGACUGACGUUACUUUAGUUGUUGUUUCUAAUAAUCCACCAAACGGGAAAUGUUUAAGUGAUUGUUCUAUAUCUCAUGUACACCAACAUUCUUGUGCCUCAGGUCAUACUUUACCCGGUUUCAGUUCUGUAAAUGAACAAGUAACUAAAUUCUCAGCUUACGAAUCAACAGGCGAAGAAGAUGAAGAUGAAUUAGAUGAAGGUGAAGAAUUUGAUGAUGAAGAUGACGAUGACGAAGAUGAAGAUGAACAACAGGAGAAUGAGAGUGAACGUGAAGAGGAUACACAAUCCAGUUAUAGAGAAUCACAGUUAACUUACCUGGUUGAAGAUGAGAUUCAUUUAGCUUCUAAUGGUAAUAAUAAUAAUAACGAACAAGGUGAAGCAGAAGCAGCUACAGCAACUCAUCGAACUUUAGCCACCAGUGAUAAUCAUGCUUCCAGUACUUCAUCUCAUCCUAAUCAUCAACUAACGCAUGUUAUGUCCUCAACACUGACUCCAGCCACAACAACAAAUGUACCAACUAAAGGUGUAAUAGUUCCUAUUGCUUCUACUAAUCCUAGUCCAUUGUUAGUCCCAUGUACGGGUGGUGCUUCAGAUCCAUCCUCAGUAAAACAAUUUCCGUUAGAUAAUUCAACUAACAAUGUUUCUAAUGGUGAUUGGCGUUCAGCCACAUCUUCCAGCUUUGUUUCUACUCAAGGGCACACAAAUCGUGACGACCAAGAAGUGAAAUCAAAUGGUAUUUGUGAUGUCAGUCAGAGGACUUCCGAUGGCACAUGGUCUUCGUCCAAAAAUGGUGUUCAUCGGUGCCGGAUGUCCGGUUCAGUGCCGUCCACAUCUUCUGCCUUGCCGACAACUACUGAUUCUUCAUCUUCCACUUCAAGCGUUAAGAUAAAACAAACUGCUGGACAUAACGCGGAUGUCGGAAGCAGUAGUACAACUACAAGUAGCACAACCAUUAGUCAAAGUAGCUCUCUUGUCAACACUGUAUCUACUCCUUUAAUUACUUCGAAAGAGGAAUCUGAAGAUACCGAGGAGUCUGUUGAGGCGGAAACCUCUGGUACUUCUAGUCGUGUGCGGCGUAGUACACGUAGAAGAAACACUACUUCAACUACCACAACUUCGAAUCGUCCACGCAACCGGAAUAGUCGGGAUUCAUCACUUUUGGCUACAGUUUCAAAGGUUGCUUCAACCACCUCAUCUCAUUCUAAUCUCGUCGCUACUCCAUCGAGCUCCACAGCGUGCUCGUUGGGUACAACAAAUCAGACUGUGAAGUGUUCUAGCAUGGGUACCGGUAAUAGUAGUAGUUCAACGGUAAACGGAGCUUCAAGUUCCAGUGUUGUACUUCGCCAAUUCGAAGCACACAAAGCUAUUCUAGCCGCUCGAAGCCCAGUUUUUGCCGCGAUGUUUGGACACGGCAUGGAGGAGUCCAGAGCGAAUAGAGUGGAAAUCACGGACAUGGAGCCAGAUACCGUGGCAGAAGUUUUGCGAUACAUAUAUACAGGACAAGUUGUUGGUAUGAAUCGACUUGCUCACGAGUUAUUGGCCGCGGCUGACAAGUACCAAUUAGAACGAUUAAAAACAAUGUGUGAAGAGGCUCUUGUGGAAAGUCUUUCCGUAGAGAAUGCGUGUGAUAUAUUUGGACUUGCUGAUAUGCAUAAUGCAGAACAAUUGAAAGCACAUACGCUAGAAUUCAUAAUGCUCCAUGCUCAUGAUGUGUGCGAAACUGAAGGCUAUGAACAGCUGGUUCGACAUCGUCCACGUCUACUAAAUGAGUGCUUUCGAAGUUUAGCUUCACAACAACUCCCUCUUCGAUGUUGGGCUCGUAAACGUCCAAGGCAAUCAUAA
This is a messenger RNA of Schistosoma guineensis, 2544 nucleotides long. NCBI's taxonomy places the organism in Eukaryota, Metazoa, Platyhelminthes, Trematoda, Strigeidida, Schistosomatidae. The record is from the annotation of a GenBank genome assembly.